UCUUAUCUCCUGAUAAGACCAUUGUGUGGAGUUACUCUGCACAUGCUCAGUUUGGUGUGUACUGCUAGAAAGGUUUUUUGUUUUUUUUUCUUGGGAGGGUGCAUUGAAUGCGGGGUCCGGGGGAGACCAGAUAUAGUGAAUGCGGGGUCCGGGAGACCGGAUGGAUAUAGUGAAUGCGGGGGUCUGGGGAGAGACCGGAUAUAGUGAAUGCUGGGUCCGGGGAGAGCGGAUAUAGUGAAUGCGGGGUCCGGGGAGAGCGGAUAUAGUGAAUGCGGGGUCCGGGGAGAGCGAGCGAAUAUAGUGAAUGCAGGGUCCGGGGAGACCGGAUAUAGUGAAUGCGGGGUCCGGGGAGA
Messenger RNA from Staurois parvus, 353 nucleotides. Lineage: Eukaryota; Metazoa; Chordata; Amphibia; Anura; Ranidae. The record is from the annotation of a GenBank genome assembly.